Messenger RNA from Dromaius novaehollandiae (emu), 7175 nucleotides. Its product is annotated as prostatic acid phosphatase-like. Gene Ontology annotation, molecular function: acid phosphatase activity. The transcript has 11 exons. Gene Ontology annotation, cellular component: lysosome; plasma membrane. Gene Ontology annotation, biological process: dephosphorylation; lysosome organization. The record is from RefSeq and is a predicted model, not a curated record. Bases 147 to 1412 code for a protein of 421 amino acids. NCBI's taxonomy places the organism in Eukaryota, Metazoa, Chordata, Aves, Casuariiformes, Dromaiidae.
UUCGUUGCGUAAUCACACAACCUUCUUCCUGGAUUUAAAAUUCAUUAGCAGCAGUUCCACCCUUUCUGAAACUACAGCCGGGCGUCUGGGCUGCUCAGCCGGAGCAGCUGCUGGAGCUACAAAGCCUUUUUUCAUCCGCUGCCAAAAUGGGAGUGAUAUGGCUUCCCAACCAAUCUAGGCUUCUGUGUUUUGCUUUCCAUAUCAUCUUCAUUCUGUUUCAGCAGACUACUGCAGAAAGAGAACUGAAGUUUGUGGUCGUAGUUUUCCGACAUGGUGACCGAACACCAGUUGUAAACUUUCCAACUGAUCUACACAAAGAAAGUGAAUGGCCCCAGGGAUUUGGACAACUUACCAAGACUGGAAUGCAGCAGCUAUAUGAACUUGGACAGUACAUGAGGCAAAGAUAUUCCAACUUUCUGAACAGCACAUACAACCGGCAAGAGUUUUAUAUUCAAAGUACAGAUUAUGAUCGCACCAUUAUGAGCGCUCAGUCAUGCCUUUCUGGCCUCUUUCCACCAACUAGCAGCCAAAUCUGGAACCCUGAGCUUCCCUGGCAACCUAUCCCAGUUCAUAUUGUGCCAAAAUCAUCAGACCGGAGGCUGCAUUUUCCUCUGGAUGACUGCCCCCGUUUUGAUGAACUUCAGAAUGAAACCCAAACAUCUAGUGAAUUUCAAAACAGAAUACAACCAUACAUGGAUUUUUUACAAAUGAUGGCAGUUAAUACAGGACUUGAACUAAACAAUCUUAAAAUACUGGACAAUUUCCAGCUCUGGAAUACGUAUGACACACUACAUUGUGAGGGUAUUCACAACUACACUCUCCCUGCAUGGGCCACCAAAGAUGUAAUAGACAAGAUGGAAAAACUGGCAGAAUUGUCCUUACUAUCAUUAUUUGGGCUUUAUAAAACAGAAGAGAAGUCACGACUACAAGGAGGUGUCCUUGUGAAUACUAUUUUAAAAAGUAUUAAACAAGCUGCUAAUUCUUCGAGAGAAAGAAAAAUGGAGGUCUAUUCUGCACACGACACCACAAUUGGGGCCCUCCAGAUUGCUCUCAAUAUUUUCAAUGGAAAACUGCCACCAUAUGCUGCUUGCCAGUUUUUUGAGCUUUAUCAAGAAAGCAGUGGGCAAUAUAGCAUUGAAAUGCAUUAUCGGAAUGAUACCUCAGAGGAUCCUUACCUACUCACUCUGCCAGGAUGCACCUCUGCUUGUCCACUUCAGAAGUUCGCUGAACUCCUUUCUCCUAUGAUUGCAGAAAACUGGUCAAAAGAAUGUGGGAAGAAAGAUAAAAUGAAAGAUAUAUUUAUAGGAUUUGAUGUUGCUGUCAGCUUGUUGUUCAUUUUUGACCUUGUAUUGCUCUAUCUCCUUUAUCAUUAUGGACGCUGCAGGCGCAGAAACAAUUAUCAAGACCUUUAAAGGAGAGGUAAAAGAAUGAAAGAGAGAGCAGCUAGAUAUUAGGCUUAAGGUUGUUCUGGUUUAUAUCCAUGAGUUACCUCUCACCAAAUGAAUCUCCAAAGCAUAUUCAAUAAACCAGAAGAGGAGAAGUAUCUGUGGCUUGGCUCCUAAAAGACUAAACAUACGCAGUAAGAAAUACCAUAGCAAUAAGUUACUGUUACGAAUUUUCUUUAGUUACUCCAAUUUCUAUCUUUAAGUUUUCCACUAUUAUAAUCAUUACCAAGUUAACCAGUGGGGACAAGGAGGACUAUUACCUAUGCAUAUUUUUGCUGUUGCCCAUUACUGUUUAGCCCUCUGCUUCUCUAUUGCCCUGCUCAAAGAGUCUUUCUUGAAAAUCACAGUCUGUAAUGUUUUUCUCAACUUCUUACAAAUGGCUGUUUUGUUGAUGUGCAGGAACAUGUUUUCAGCAUGCAAAAGUUGCAAUUAUUGUGUGAAAAAGAUUUGUACCAAUACCUGGAUGUACAGUUUCUGCAUUUAUUCAGGCAAAUCUAUGCAUGGGUUUUGACCAUAGCCUCCAGGUAAUAAAAGCUGUCAGCCUGUUUUUCAAAGGAGCUAUGCUACCACAGCUCUCAUUGAAAUUAGUAGAAACUGGGCUGCUCUGUCACAUAUCCAGGCAUCAAGCAAGAAGCUUAGGACACCAGGAUCUUGGUCAGGGCCCAGAGUUUCAAUAACAUGGGUAAGUAGAUACAUUUAAAUCUACUUUUUGUUCCUAUACUUCUUUCCUGUUAUUCCGAGCCCUCAGUCAUGAACAAUCCUUUGCCUUGCAUCUGUUCUGAUUCCACAAGUGCACCUGUUCUGCUUCAGGUCCCUCCUAUAACAUCAGUUCUGUGAGCCACUCUUAGAAUGAUUCCUUCAGCUAUGGCUCUGUUCAUCACCUUUCAUUUUAAUUUACAGUAUCUCCUUGCUCCGCUCAAAAUGGCUUACAUGCAAGACAUGCAUUGAAAGUAAGAAGACAGUGAUUCUACUUUUUGUAUGUUGAUUUCUUCUGUGAACCAUAUUUUGUUUGUUUAGACUGUAAGCUCCUAAGGGCAGGGAAUGUGUUUCCAUGCUAGUCUCUAGUAUCAUAAACUAGUAUCAUAAAUACUGAUAUUGCUGUAUAAAAUACUGUUUAUCAUUAUAUGCUUCAAGACUUUUAUCCUGUAGUCCUGUAGAGGAUACUGUGAACCAUAUUACUGUGGAGAAGCCUGUUUUAAAAUCAAGACAUCUACACAGACAGGUGCCAACAGCUGCUUCAGCCAGACAGAUACAAUGAGCAAUAGCGUGCUCAAGCUAAUGAGUCCUGUUGAGGUACAGAAAUCUAGAGAAAGCUGAGAGAUGGAGAUGUUUAGCUCAGGCACAGCAUCACACCAAUGUGGAUACACUGCUUCUGGACUGACUUUGGCUUACAUCUGUGGCUUGCAGCUUGGAGCACAGGAGCCUGGGUCAGCUAGCACUCAUCUACAGAGACCUGUCCGCAAUCUCUGCAAGCGCUGCUCCAUUUACAAUUCUUGUAAUUGCCAUGGAAAUGUUCUCUCAGAAGGCAACAAAUUUCUGCCCCUUCUCACCACUGCAGCAACUUCAUUAGCACUUCUGCUUGAGUGGAGGGAAGAUCUGAUCUGUCUCCUGUUUCAGAGUGCAACUAUGCAGGAGUAAACAGGACCCACUAUCAUUUGAACAUACCCAAGGACUGCAAUCCUGUAUCAUCCUUGCAUCAUCACUACACAGUAAACUCUCCUGUCUCUUCCACAGACCCAAGUGACUUCACAGAAUCACUUCCUCAGAGCACAUGGAGGCAUCAGUGAAGCACCCAGAUAUUACAGCCAUGGAUGCAUAUAAAUGUGACGUAAUUAGAGGCAUGGAUACUAAAUAGCAUAAAUUAAAUGGAAUAGCAAAGACCUGUGGGAAUAUAGCAAGCAUCUUCCAAGCAUCAUUGCCUGCUUCAGCUCCUGAGGAGUCCAGCUUUUGAAGCAGUGUCCCCCACUCAGUAACAAGCUCUUACUAACAUCCCUGAUGUAUCCACUAUAUCUAUUUCGGGAAAUGUCAUAAUCAAAUAAUAGAUUUGAUUCUUCCAUGGUAAGGAUGUUUUAUUGUACAAUGGUUUGGGGCAAAGCUGUCAAAAAGAUGAAAGACUAUCCUUAAAUCAGAUGUUUUGGCUGUACCAGCUUCACAGAUUGCAACUAGCAGUUCUGAUCCUGUGUGCAAAAACUUAAAGUUUUGACUGCAGUCAAAAGUGUUGUAGCAGCUCUAGGAAAUAAGCCUGAACUGAUUUGGUUACUGUUGGCAAUACACUCACAGUAGGACACAGCUCAGCACAAACUGCAUAACCGAAUCUGACUCCUACAUACAUAUAUCCAGUGGCUACCUCAUGCCGAGCUCUCUAUUACUAUAGCCACACUGCUGGUGGUACUCACUUAAACCUAGAUUGGGUAUGUUUCAGAUGCUUCACAAGUGAAGAUGUAUCAUUGACUGAUAACAUGUAGUAAGAAGAACUGGUUUUGAGAAAUUAGAAAGUCAGUUAGUGGCACUACACAAGAAGAAGAACAGGGCGUGUUUUUCCAGGAUUGCUUCUUACAAAAAGAAGUACACCCAGACAGAAAGUAAAAUCUGUUGUGAUUUUUGAGACAUCUUUUGUGGUUUAUGCUACUUAAGUCUAAGCUGUUACAGAGAAUUUCAGGAUAUGUGGCAAUUCUAGUUGCAGCAGGUGCUUUCAUGAAGUAAUUUUAUUGUAGGGACACCUUCUUAUUAACAGAUAGAAGUCAUACUUGAAAAUGUCCAUGUACUUUUAGAGAGGAUCCGGUGAACACAGGUUACAUGAAAUGUAAUGGAUAGGUUCAGAUGCGGUAACUUCAGAACUAAUAUUAUGGUGAUGGAAGACAAAGAUGUGAUACGAUAGUAACAUAGGCCCUGAAUCUCAUUUAUAGUAGAGACUCUUUGCCUUACUCCGAUUUAGUCAAGUAUAGUUUCUCCAACGGUGUAAAAAGUUGUGAGUGUCAGACACGCUUGUGGCCUUUUUCAUUUUCUAGCUAUAUUUACAAUUUGCUCAUUACAAUCUGCAGACUGUGCGCAAUUAGAAAAUAUAUUGUCUCCCAAAAACUUGUAACACUGCAGAAAAAACUAAAGAAACAAUACAGAAUUUAUAAUUAUAUUUGAGUGAACAGUAAUAGAGCUUUCUGUAUGCCUAUAGUUUCCAAGCAAAGAUGAAUGUUCACAUUUGCUCCUUUUCAAACAACAGAUUUUCAAAACACUGUUGCUUUGACAUUAAUAGGGCUGAUGACAUCAAGCUUUUCUGUUUGUCCUUUGGGAAUGCCAUCAUCUUCCUCUAUUAUAACUAUGGUAGCAACUAGAAUCUCUGUGGCAGGGUUUACCAGUGCAUUUGGCAGACAACAAGGUAUACACAGCACUUUCCGACUCUGUCAGCAACUACCUUCCCCUGCUGAAUUUAUUUCAUUCUGGAGCUUUUUCAUUCACAGUCCUAAAUAUUGCACAUAUCGGGACAGCAAGCUGUCUGACUUCUAGGAUAAUAGUGGCUCACUCUGGAGCACUCAGGUUCACUUGUACCCAUCAAUGUGGGGACAGUUGAUCCAAAUGAUACUAUUUUCUCUCAUUUAAUAACAUUUUCUCAGGUGUGGUAACAUAAAGCAAAUAGCAUUACAAAUACACUGUACUAAAAAAAUCAGUUCAGUCCAAAAAUCUUGAGUUUGGGUUAAAAUCCAAAAGACAAAGGUUAUGUUUCUGUGUUUUCUCCACAAACAAAAAAGGCUAGAAAUUCUACUCUAUAAAGAAGAAGAAAUAUUUACAGUGAUAGAAUCUGAAAUUGAUAAUGAGGUUAGAUAGUGGUUUAUUCUCAGGUAUAUAUAAUCUUGGCCUUUAGGAAUCCAUGUAGAGCUGAUCUCAGUAAUAGUGUAUAGCAUUGCACUCUUGGCAUGAAAUGCCUGAAAACACUAUUCUCUUUAAAACAUUUCUUGUCAGUAAACAUGGGGAAGAAAGGUGGACAUUUACCUACAGAGGGCUAGCUUUAUUGAUGUAUUCUAUAAUGCUUCUUCAUCAUAAGUUGCCAAGUAUUAACACUCAAGUAAAUAUAGAUAAGUUGCUGCUGAAAUAACAGCAAACCCUUUGAACAAUUACAUUACAAGGUCUCUUCUAUGACUAGGCAACUUCACUUCUAAAGGGAUUUUAAGACUAGCAAGGCCUGCAAGACAACAGCUGAGACAUCAGACACAAUUUGGAAAGAGAUUUAGAAAACAUGUCCAAAGUCCAGUUGUGCUAAUUUCUAUGAUUUCUCCUAACGUAGAGCAAUGCCACUACUUCCUCUGCUGAUCCUCAUAGUAGAGUGUCAGAUUCAUCCUUCCUGUAGACUGAGAUUACAGUGUUCUUUUUAAAAAGUCUGUGGGGACAGAAAAGAUACUAUUUACUAUAUAGAAAGUUCAAAAUAGAUAGUGGCAAAAGAAAACAGUCCUGGCUCUAGUUCUCUUUUUCUAUAUUUAAUAGGAGGUAUGUCAAAAAAAGGUAAUCUGUCUGUGUCUUGGUUAUGACAGCUAACUUUCAUUCUCUUCCUAUGGGGAGCCCUUGCUUUCAAUAGACAUACCUAUUCUGCUAGCUCAUCUAUCCUCUGAAGUACAGAAAGAGAAGUUGUAAGACACAGGAUGAUUAUAAAGCCUUUUCUCUAGUAAGAUGGAAAUUAAAAGGAUAUAUGGACUAGAAAAAAUGUAACUUAAGGCCCAAACAGGCAAGUGCAUGUCCUCUAUUCUCUUUUUCAUCUGCAUGAUGUUACAUUAUGCUUUGAAUACCAGUUCUCUGUAAGGAAUUCACAUUCUCCAUCAUUAAAUGGUGUUGUCAUUAACAACUGUCUCAUUUCAGCCUUAAGAGGAAUUCCAUUUUCUGUAGAAUUGCAGGCAAGUGUACAGUGAGUACAAUUACUUAAUAAUUAUUUACCAGAUGCUUCAGACAAAUAUCUCUGAACAAAAUGCCAGGAGAUUCUCAUAACCAUAGCAUACAUUAUCAGAAGCAGCCUAAGGGCUCUAAGCAAACUUUCUUCUAUAUUGGAAUGAAGUAACUGCCACUUUAAAGAAUACAAAAGCACUCUGACUCUUCUUGAGUAUGUCAUUUUGUAAUGACCUAUCUUUCUGCAAACAGUUUUAAGAUGUAGCCCUAAGCAUAUCUGUUAUCAAAGAGAACACAAAGAUUUACACAGGGCCCUCAAUGAUGAGGGGUCUUAACUGUUUAAGGCAGAGACCAAAUAUCCUGAAAUAAUAAACUCUAGAAGUACUGCAUUGCUGAUACAGAAAGUUCUUACAGGCUUUUACUGGCUCAAAGGAAAUUCCAACAGAACUGGAAACACUACAGGAACAAUCAUACAAUAGUAUGAUUUUUGGAGGUUCUUAACAAUAAAAUCUGAGAUUUUUUGAAAAUUAACUCUUCUGUCAGGAAAUGAUUGGCAUGGUCUGGAAGGCAUUCCUUCUAUUCUCCAAGGAGGAGCUUUUGUUUUCCACUAUGUGCUUACUCACACAUUGAGCCCUAGUAAAUGCUACUAUGACAAGAGGGAGGGAGAAGGAAAACUGUGCACAUCAGGCCACCCCAUCCUCAAAAUCAAUCUUUUAUUUGUAUGCCAAGCAAUACUGAUAGCAUGCUAAAAUUGCAAAUCCUGAAAUGAACUUGGAUAAUCUAUAUGUUCUAUGAUGUACAGUUUGUAAAGUUAUUCCAUGGUGUUUUAAGGAAGAUAAAAGCAGGAGAAAGCAUCUCAAAGAC